Messenger RNA from Meloidogyne enterolobii, 426 nucleotides. The record is from the annotation of a GenBank genome assembly. NCBI's taxonomy places the organism in Eukaryota, Metazoa, Nematoda, Chromadorea, Rhabditida, Meloidogynidae.
UUUGUUUUAUUUACAUAUUCGGAUCCAUGUGAUUGUUUAAUUCAAGUUUGGUUAGUUUAUUUUCUUAAAAUGCCAGCCUAUAUUUAUAAUUGUGCUUCCCCUAUGUUACAUUUUUUUAUAAUGAUUGAACGUGUUUUGGCUACUGUUUAUGCUAAAAUUUAUGAAAAUCAAGGCAAAAAGUUUGGUAUUAUCAGUACAAUUAUUGUGUGGGGUAUAACCUUAAUCUAUUGUCUUUACAUUUAUAUUACAACAAGAAUGGACACUAACACAUUUGGUCAUCCAAUGGUUUAUAUUUCAUUAACAAGCAUUUAUAAUUCUCAAGUACUUAUUUAUUCUCCCUUUGUUUUCUUGUUUUUUGGAAUAUGCAUUUCUAUAGCUGAUUAUUUUUUAAUUCUUCGGAAUCGAAAAAUAAAAUCAAAUUUGUAA